Molecule: messenger RNA, 7170 nt
Organism: Neoarius graeffei (lesser salmon catfish)
Lineage: Eukaryota; Metazoa; Chordata; Actinopteri; Siluriformes; Ariidae
Gene: urb1
Product: URB1 ribosome biogenesis homolog
Exons: 41
Coding region: 69-6782 (2237 amino acids)
Biological process (GO): maturation of LSU-rRNA from tricistronic rRNA transcript (SSU-rRNA, 5.8S rRNA, LSU-rRNA); maturation of 5.8S rRNA from tricistronic rRNA transcript (SSU-rRNA, 5.8S rRNA, LSU-rRNA)
Cellular component (GO): nucleolus
Source: RefSeq, a predicted model, not a curated record
UUAAACCCAAAAGAAGACGACCACGUGUAUUAAUGUCUUUCCGGCUUCGGUGUAAUCUGGGUUAAACCAUGGCGAAUAAACGUCAAAACACGGAUUUAAAGUCCCUCAUACCAGAUAAGAAAGUUAAAGAAAAUAAAAGCGAGUUUAAUGGGACUGUUUUUAAAUCCAUGCUAAAGGAUUCCAGUAGAGCGUUCAAUGCCUUGGAAACCUUCAUACAAACUGCAAAGCAACUUCCAUGUGCUAACUUGUAUGAUGUAGUUGAGGGCUACAUAAAAAUUUCAGCAGAAUGUGCAGAAAUAUUGGCCUUACUAGAGGGGGAUACCCAUUCUGAGACUGAGCUGAUGCUGAUAUUUCAGAGCUUAGAGUUGAUUUUGCUGCGGACAGCAAGUGACCUCUCUCAUUUCAACCUUUUUGGCUCCAGCAUUGUGAAGAAGAUUGUCUCAUCACAUGUGAAGUUGUUACAGUCCUCUUUGUGUUCAGGGAAUUGUCAGUUUGUCCGACAGUGCCUUUCUUUGAUGACGGCAAUGGUAUCUCAGGGCACUGAGGCAGCAUGUGAAAUCUUCAGCAGUUUGGUUUUCAACAAAACUCUCAGCAGUCUUGCUUGCAUGAGAGACAGAACUGGCCGACCAGAUGUUCGUGUGUCCUACAUUCAGUUUGCUCUCUCUUUUCUGAUGUAUGGAGAUGUUGCAACUAUAGUACAUGUACUGGACACCAAAGGUUUUCUGUCAGAAAUCUUUAACACAGGGUUAAAAGAAGACAGAAUAUCAACAAUCAAUCUGAUACUAUCUACAUUUCAGAAUAAGAUUGUGCAAAAUACUGCUGUGAGCAAAACUCAGAAGCUACGCUUCUUCACUGCUUCCACUUUGACUUGGAUUGCUUCUCUGUACAGGUGGAAUGGGACUGUGGAUAUGUCCACUGAUCAUUGUGUGACUAUGAAUGAACAGGAAUGGGGAAGGCUUGUUGUGCGAGAGUCUGUUCAUAACUUCCUUCUUGACCUCUGCUGCUCUCGCAAACAUGGUAUCAGCUUCCAUGACCCAAGUCUGGGGACAGCUGGAAGAGUUGGGAAUAUUGUCUUGUUACAGUUUGUGGUGAACCUUAAGCAGGCCAUCGAAGAUGAAAAAGUGGCUGAGCUGCUUGUCAACAUUUUGAAGUGCAACCCUGAUCUUCUGCACCGUUACUUUAUUGAAACGCGACUCUGUUUCACCCCACGCAUGAAAGGAACCUGGUUGGACAGCAUUGCGCUGCUCAAGAAAAUCUAUCAGUCCCAGCCUGAGGUGUCCCAGGCAUUCCAGCUGCAAGAGGUGGUUCCUGUCGCCCGUUUCCUUAGUAUGGUUCUGGUUACAUCCCUCCCUCCAGUCUGCAACAAAGCAUUUUUUACUCAGGGCCUCAAUUUGCCCAGUGUGGUGGGGAAGCAUGCUACUCUCACCGUGAUGGCUUUUAUCCUAAGAAGAGCACAGAAGAAUAUAGAACACAGUCUGAAGAAACCAUUAUUGAAUAGUUUUGAUGUGCACAGUCCCACUGCCAAGGAAGAGUUUGUCCAGCAUUACAGGGAAGCACUGAGUAAGGUUUUACCAGAUAUCAUGUCCAUUGUAUCAAAUUGGCAGUCACUGUCAAAGAAUGAGAAAGAGGGUGAGGUACAAAUGGGUUUGGCAAACCUAAAAGUAGAGGACGUUAAAACUCAAGAACAUGGUGAUCAAGAUCAAAAGCUGAUCUUGUUUAAGGCUCUGUUACUGCAAGUGUUAUGCUUGUAUCAGAAAGUUGUUCCACACCUUGUUACUGAAAGCAAGUUUGACUUCAGCAAACUGUUAAAAGGCUUUGUAUCAGAGAAAGGAAUGAAGGAGGAUAUCCCUCCGAUCCUGCAGUACCAAUUACUCCAGCUAGCACUGGAGCUGCCUGCUUGCAAGUUUUCCUGGUUCCGCUUUCAGGAUGUAGUGGCUCCAGACUGUCAGGGACGGGAGCAGUCUGUUUUAUAUGUAUUGCUGAAGAUGUUUGUCAAUGGUAGCAGCACUCGUCUGAGGACCACUACUAGGAUGCUCAUCCUUAAGGUCCUGAGAGAAAGUGGUGCAUUUGAGCACAACUGGAGAGAGUUGGAUCUUUGGCUGGAUCAGCUGCUCUAUUUGGAGCCUCCUCAACAAGAGACAGUCAUCCAGUUUUUAGACUUGGUUCUGAUGAGGGUGCUGUUUAACCCUUAUAUUUACAUGGACAAAGUUGCAGUUGUGGUACAGGAGGCUGUCUCUCUUCAGGCUAAAAUUUGGGGACGGGAUAUGAACACUGACUGUGUUCCCAUAUCACACAUUGACGGUGUGCCUGGUGUUACUGAUGUCAUAAUAGAGGCCAGUGAAAAGGAUGCUGAUAACCUUGGGCUGGCUCUUACUGAUGGCAGCAUCUUCCAGAUAUUCCCUUUCAGUGCUGCUGUGCCUGCUGUGCUGGAGGCCCGGAAUAAACAACAGGCUGCCUUUAUAGAUGACAAAAGUGUGCUGUGCGAGUACAUAUGUGCAGUACUCUGUGAUAUCCUUCACUUACAAAGAGAUCCACUAGCUCUGUGUUUGAUUCUGCAAAACUACGAUACAGAGCUUCUUUCUUCUGAGGACUUUUCCUCACCCCAUUCCUCUAUUUCUGUCUUCCAUAUGUAUUACAUUAAAUGGCUUUCACAACUGCAUCCAGAAAAACAGUUCAACCAGGUGCAGACGGCUACUUCUUUACCUGUCUGGGAUUUUUCUGCCUACUUGAAGAUGUGCUACUGCGAAGGACCUGGCACUUUCCUCCAGGACUCAUUCUGGAAUGGCCUAGAGAAAUCUUUGUCCACCUUAAAGUUAUCAGAGUUUACUGGGGCUGUCAGUCAAACCUUGUUCUAUCUCAAAUCUUUUGUGGAGACAUUCAGCUUGGUCUGUAGAGACCAGAUGCAGGUGGUGGGCUGUAUGCUGGAGGUGCUGCAUUCUCUGUUUCUCAAACUAUACAGCAUAGCUGAUACGCCACCCACCCUGUCUGAACCUCAGGAGGAGGAAGAUUUUUUUCUGGAUAUGAAAUUUACAGCUAUUCAAGAAGUCAACAAGGAGCAGGUUUUACUUGUUGUGUUUAGGUUGGUAUUCGAGCACCCAGUUUUGCAACAGUGGUUCUUCGCAUUGGAGCUGGGAGUGAUGCCAUCACACUCCCUGGACCCAGAGACGGUGAGGCAGCUCUGUGGUCAAAUGACACAGGGUGUGCUCAACUUGCUGAUGUCCUGUGUUGAAACCCUUCGAGCCCUCCAUGCCCUGGAGGUCAUCAGCCCUUACUUGUUAGCCACAGAGCGAGCUUUGCUCAUUGAGCUACAACAGAGCAACAGGUGUCUGGUAGAAGGCUCUCAGACUGUUGAAGCCUUCUUGGCAUUGUACGAGUACAUGGAUCCUUCCAGUGUGAGGGAUGUGUUAUCAGCUCUGCUGAUGCUGCCCAAGAGCAGCCUGUUGGCUGAUGGUGACAAGAUGAGUUUAUAUGGCCAAGCUGUCCUGACAGUCCUCACCAAGAACAUAUCUAAUGCUCGGUCUGGAAACGCCACCUUCUGUCUCUCUCAGGUGCACUUGCACAGUCUAGCUGCCCUCCAUAGCACCUGCUACAGUGUUCAACUGGAAGAUAUUUUUUUACAGGUGCUGCAUAGAGAACCUGGCUGUGCUAAACUGAUCCCCACUGAUAUUCUUCUCCACUGCCUGCAGUGCCAUUCUUCUCUAGAGCUUGCAGCCCUACUGGUGCAGAACUGCUCCACUCACUGUCUAACGUUUGAGCUUUGGUGCCUAGAACAGACUGACUUUGCACCCAUCACAGUUCAGAACAGUGGCUUCCUUUCUCUGCUGAGCAGCUACCUUCAGCAAGUUACCACUGAAGAUCCCUGCAGACCUAAAGACAUUAAAAAGGAAGUCCUGCAGAUAUUGACAAAAGCUUUGCUGGCUGAGUUGUCAAGCUCGGUGCUACAGGUGGAUGCUGAUGUGCCUUUGGAACUGUGUGUGGAGCUGCUCUCCAGCCUCAUUCCACUGGGAGCUAUGGCUUCGGAUCUUACUCAACUAAUAUGUGAUUUGCCUGUCCUCCUUGAGGAACCAGAAACCAGUGACCAAAGUGAAUGGUUUUGGUUCAGGUGGCAGUUGGCAGACUUGAUCACUGAGAAGCUGGCCUGUACACCAGAGUAUUUACAUUGGAGGAAAUCUUUGCUCACGUCUGCCCUCCGCUGGUUGUCAACAACUUAUAAGGAACACAAGAAGACACUUGUUAAAACUGAGGCGACCAUGUUGCAGAGACUGAAGACACUGCUGGUCUCUCCAGAGGAUAUUACAGAUUUGGACUGGAACAUCUUUGUUAAGUCAGGUUUAAAAUAUCGCUAUAAAGAUGAAAUGUUCCUGUGGACCCUGAACUCUUUAUUGGAGCCAAUGUAUAGAAGUGGGCUAAAUGCUAAAGGAUUGUUGCCCAUAGAAACCCUCUACAUGAUGGUUACUAGUCACUCUCUCUUCUUGCCCACAAUGCUGGCACCCCAGGAUGACAUGGACAUAAGUCCUUACUCUAAGGAGGCACUGGUAACCCUCCUGCUCACCUUGGUGAAAAAAUGUCCUGAGGUCUGCAAACUCAAUCAUUUUCAUGUCCUGCUUGGUGCAUAUGGAGCUACAUUGAGUUAUACAGAUCAGAAAAUGUUACUGCUGCUUAAAGAAUACGAGAACAACAACACAAGUUUGAUGGAGUUUCAGUACUUGCUAUGGGGUCAUGCAGCAGUGGAGUACCACAAAGCACAGACAAGUCUAGGUCCAUCACUAUGGCAACAGCUCAGCUCUGAGCCACUUUUGGACCAACUGGUUAUAGACAGGAUGUUAAAUACUAUUGCACGCUUUCCAUUGCACCGGCACCUUAUCCCACAGGAGAAUGAAGAGUUGCCUUCCAUAGAAGAGAAAGAAGGUUAUCAUAAGAUGCGUCUUUACGAUCCUUCCUUCCUUAUACCCCUGUUCAGCUACAUUGUCCGCCCAGAGUCUAUAUUAGAUUGCCGAAAGUUUGUAUACAGUCAUGCUCUGGGCCUUACAGUAGUGUCCCUAAGCAGCUAUGAUCACAAAAUGAGGGCUGCAGCCUACCAUGUUUUGGGUUCCUUCUACCAGCAUUUGGAAUCUGUUCAUUUCAAAGAGAAAAAGCAGCUGCUUUAUUUGUUGGAUACUCUCAGGAACGCGAUUCAAAAGCAGAAUCUCAGAGUGUCGUUUAUACAUGCUACCUACAUUGCAAAAGUGGCUCAACAGAUUCUGAGACCUGAGGAGCACAUGUACUUGGUGGUCAAUAGGUUUCUUUUGGGAACCCAGUACGUGGAUCUCAAAAGGUUUCCAGACUUCUUCAGACUUUUCUAUAGCUUUGAUUUAGAGCAUAAACUGGAGAGGGAGUGGCUAUUGAAAGUGCUGGAAGAAGGUAUGAGAGAUGGGCUCUGCUAUGAGCUAUGUGAACAGCAAAGCAUCUUCCAUACACUCCUAGGUUUCUGUAGUAGCCCACUCUGUGACCAGCCUGUCCAGAUUCAGAUUGUGAAUGUACUCUGGGAGGCUGCUCAUCUCCCCAAAGCAUCCUAUGACUUUAGCAAUGCUCAUGGAAUCCUAACUUGGAUAUUACAGCUGACAGAAAGGAGGAAUGUUGACAGAAGGAUGCUGACUAUUAUAAUAGGACUGCUCCAUACUCUGUGGUUCUCUAACCUUGGCAAGACCGACAGUAGGGUGCAAUGGAGCAGUAGAGCAGACAAUCAACUAAAUAGCUUAGGCAAAUGCCUCCCUUUUUCACUUAUCAAUGACUUCCUGUGUGCCCUGCUCUCAGUCAUAAGAUACCUCAGAACUGGAGUGGAACCAUCUGACGUGGAAAGUUUUCUGCAGAUGCUGGAUUCUGUGUUGAAGCAUCAUGGCACUGCAUUGAAUGGUAACAGAGAUACAAACUGGCUGCAUCCCCAGACACUGUCCUGUUCAUCCGCACUCGCCCUGCUUUACUGCUGGGGAACACUGGCUUCUGAUAACACACUGCUCUGUUGCCUUCAAGACCUUUUCAACAUGCACAGCAUUAAAGUACCACAUGGAGCAUGGCAGGAGGAAGUGCAAGGAACAGUCCAUUGCAAGGAUGGACAUACGGAGAAAUAUGUGCAGUCUUUGAUGAAAUGCAAACUCCUCCUGCUGAGUGUUCUUACACACUGGGAGCCAUGGCCUUACCUAUCUACCUACCAGAACCUUAACUCAGCAGCUGUAUUGUCACCCAAAAGCCCUUACCUUCAUUCUGAUAAAAUGCCUAGUCUGAUGAUUGCAACUGCCCACACUCUCAUCCAGUGGGCUGUCCGGACUUUAUCUGACAUUCCUUUUGAGGGCUAUCUCACCUUUUCAACCUUGAAAUGGUUGGAGAAAGUUGUAGUGCCCCAUGAAGCCAUUGCAAAGUCUUUGAUAACUGAUGAAGCUGUAAGAGUUGACCUCUUAAGAUUGUACCACCAGACCUGCGAGUUCAAAGUGCAGACACAAAGCACUUUCAAACUGGACACACUUCAGCUUUUCACUGCAAUUAUGGUGCACUUGUUAGAGGUUGAAAAAACUCUUCACACAAAUGUGAUAAAAACAUGCUUGCACUCAGCUACUGAUGAUCUAGUUAAAAGAGAAGCAGGUCUGAAGCUACUGUCCUUGUACAUUCCUGAGAUCUGGAGUGGAGCCAAGGUGCCUCAGCUACUCCUAACACAUGCAAAGCUGAUAACCAGAGAGAGAAAGAACUCCCAGAAGUCCAGAACACCCAUCAUACAAAUUUGUGAAGACAUUCUGUCUGCUGUGGACUAAUUCAUGUUAUUUUGAAAUCAUAAAUAUAUUGUAAGUCCUUUGAGCUAAAAAGGGUUUUUUGUGAAGAACCAUUUUGAAAGGUUACAAUUGUAUGUGACAUGAAAUUAAGAAUAAUGGUGGAAUCCAUUAGUUGCAUAACCGUAUCAGUAAUUUGAAGAUGAAGUCUUUUGAAGAGAGAAAAUUGAAGAUAAUCAUCCAUGACAAUAGCUGUGUCACCUGUUAUUUAAUGUUUAACCCUGUUUAGUAGAUUUUGUAUAUUCAGUUCCAUGCCUAAGGAGACCAGUCUAGCCACAACCUACAGGCAACUGAUAACACAAGCUUAUUUUGGUAUGAACUUUAAAUGUGAUAAACAAAUUUGGAAUAAAAUUAGAAAUGUUAGAUACCAAAA